CGCUCCCGUUAAGGUGGUUAACGGUUAACAUAUUUUGUGGUUAAAACAAGUUAUAAACUCGGGAUAUUGGUUUCACGUUGGCGUUUAAUAUUUCUACAUCUUAGUGAUUUUUGUGUUCGUAGUUUUAACUGCGUGUUAUGAAUCUUACAGCGUUUACAGAAAAACUUCGAGAUCAAGGUACUGAAUAUAAAUCGAUAAUUUUGUACUAACGAAUCGAAUGCGGUCAAUUAAAAUUCCGAAAUGGAACUGCACGUAUGGGCGAGAUUUGACUUCAGCGGGAAACUGCAAAGCGUCUCGUCGACUUUCACACAGUCUUCUGAAGGGCUCUGCCCUGGUGUAGUACCUUUGACAGUCCCGACGGCCGGCGACCCCGGGGAGCGGUUCGUUCCCUACACGGACAAGAAGGCGCUAGACCGGAAGUUGGACAUCAAAAUCGACGAAAUGGGAAUGCUCGUGAUGCAGAUGGCGGAACUGACGCGGAAGAACAAGGCCAUGGAAAGCUUGAUCAGGAAGCACGAGGUCACGAUCGCCAGCCAACAAAGAACGAUUGAGCGUCUUAGCACUGCCGUUUACCCGGAUGUAGCGCCCGGAGCGCAGAAAGUUCCAUCUCCGUCCGUAACGGAAAGGAAGACGGAUGUGAACACAAGCAGGAGUUUUAAAAUACCUGGGGAAAGACGUAUAGGUUCUGUUGAAGGAGAAAUUGUCAGAAAAUCAGAAAUUGAUUUUUCUGUCGAAGAACAUAGUUCAACAAAUUUUUCCGCUGUUGCUAAUAGACCCAGCACGUUAAACAUUGGUUUUGCUGUAUCAACGAGCCAUGAAAAGAAAGACAAACAUCAAAAUUACAACCCGUAUAACAUUGACGGAUUGUUGCAUAUGAGAAGUCCAAAAAAAUGUGAGUCAAUGAAGGAACAUUCGGACGAUCCUAAUUCGGAUGGUUAUGUAAAACCUGACGGUCUCCUACAAGACAGCUAUUUAAAAUUCGCAGUUCAUUCCAGAGAUCACGGCACUCCACCGCCCCAUUCGUCACCUCUCUUUGAACAUUCACCCAAUAUGUCUGAAGGAGUUGUGGGCGAAAACCUAGACGAGAACGGGUAUCUGAAGUUACAGGGGAAAGACGGAGGGACUUAUGCGACGGAGUCACCGGCCUUUUCCGCUGACAGAUGCUUCAGUGACGACCACGUGAUCCAUAUCUCCAACAAAGAACUGAAAUCCCCAGUGGAAAAGUGGCAGGAAGUACAUGAGUACUCACAGUCGCCCCUUGCAGAGGGAUCGGACGUUGUUCUGCAACCACUUCCUGAUGUCUACACGGGCUACAUCGAAAUAUCGGACGUAGAAUGCACGGGUAAAAACCCCAUUUUACCCUCUCGACGCCUCUGUCAGGCUUACACAAGGUCCGACGGAGGAACCCCAACGUGCUUGAACAAGCCUCCGAGCAGCGGCCUCGCCCUGUCACCUGCUCUCGCUCGUCUGCAUGGAAGCUCAUUGACAAUGACACAGAGUGAUGGCUCGCGGUCGCGGAAUCCUGCUGACGUAUCGGAGACUUAUUCGCCCAUGGUCUUUAUGGGACAUAGGCACUCUAGUCCGGAUAUCCGGAAGGACGACAAGCUUAACUCCAUACUCAAGGACAUGCGCACUACGGCGGAAUGGAACACGGAGAAGCGUAGCCUCAUGUUCAACUCCACCGAAUGCACCGCCCCGCAAGCUGAGCAGCAACUCGGAGCUAGCGUUCAGGUGCUGUACAAAGCCUUCUCCAACCUGUUCAUACAGAAAGGUCACGCACGGAUUAUGCAGUAUACCCAAUCCCAGAUCCUAAAGCGCGUAUUGAACGAAAUAGAACACACCAAGUCACAUGGCAUAGACGUCUCCGAGGGAUUCUCCCGGAAGUGCAUCGACCUCAUGCGCGUGUGCUUCCGAGUAAAGACGCCAUGAAGCCCUUCCCGUGUGGAAACGCUAUGUGCAUUUCGAAGACAUUUAACGAAGACACACUAGGAAAGUGAAGUGCGAUGUAAAAUUAUCUUACUAAAUGCAUGCUUUGAUCUAUUCGCGCGUAACAUUUAUAUUGGUGUAGUUUGUUUCAAACUUCCCCUUCAAAUUGAUUCUUACGAACAUAUCCAUCUUUUGGUGUAGCCCGCAGCCGAUAUUGAUCAAAAUCGAUAUAAAACAUAAAUUGAAUAGGGAAUUUAAGUUCUUUCUAUUUCAAACUUUAAUAGUUUUGUUAACAAUUCAAAUAUCAAAAUUACUCGAGUGGAAUAUUUCUCUACAAUAUAGCCUAACUUUUAACAAACAGGUUCAAGUUUUUUUUUAACACGCUUUGAUUGCUAUAAUAUAUAUAGAAUGUUAAAAAGUUCUGUAUGUUAUUCGGUGGAUUUAAAAUCAGAAACAUGUUUUUCUUUAUACCAAAAUAAUAAUAAGUGUUGUUGUUGAUAUUGUUGAUUGUAACAUUUUACAGGAUGGGUAUGUUUGUGAAUUGAAUUUUUAAAAAUAUUGAGAAUAAAUAGUAUUUCGUACUGUAUUUGAUACAUGUAUAUGUUCUUGCCUCUGUUGUCAAAAUACGGUUAAGAUUGACUCACCACUUCAGUUGGACGACCUAUUUUACAUAAAUGCGAUGUAUGACCCUGUCAUAAAAUUGGUAUUCUAUAUAUCGCCCUUUGGCUUCUAUGGACUUUCUUUACAAUACGAGGUUUAAGGUCAUAUGUUUGAUAAUUUCUUAAUCGAACGCAUAUAAGUUAAUUUUCUGAUGAUGAUUUGUGAUAAAUGUUGGUGAUUUUAAUGGAGCGAGUAUUAAACAGUGUUCGUUC
Molecule: messenger RNA, 2798 nt
Organism: Dreissena polymorpha
Lineage: Eukaryota; Metazoa; Mollusca; Bivalvia; Myida; Dreissenidae
Exons: 7
Coding region: 241-1929 (562 amino acids)
Source: RefSeq, a predicted model, not a curated record